This is a messenger RNA of Archocentrus centrarchus (flier cichlid), 3577 nucleotides long. RefSeq names its product polyhomeotic-like protein 2. Gene Ontology annotation, biological process: negative regulation of DNA-templated transcription. Gene Ontology annotation, molecular function: chromatin binding; histone binding; zinc ion binding. Lineage: Eukaryota; Metazoa; Chordata; Actinopteri; Cichliformes; Cichlidae. The transcript is spliced from 7 exons. Bases 407 to 1267 code for a protein of 286 amino acids. The record is from RefSeq and is a predicted model, not a curated record. Gene Ontology annotation, cellular component: PRC1 complex; nucleus.
UGAGCACAGACGUCCAGCGUAUUGUAGUGUGUGCAGCAAGAAGGAGAAUGGUGAAACAUGGUGAGGUUAUGAUCGAGUCUCUAACUUUCCGCGUCCUCGUGUAACGGGGUGGGUCCAGCGUUGGUUUCGCUGGUUAAAUAUCCUUCAGCCUGACCGCUGGCAGUCUGACUCCUGGCCGUUUUCACGGGGGGAGUGUAAGUAAAUGAAAGCGUUGUUGGGAGCCGUUGAACAAAGAGCUUUUCUUCCUUCUACUAUUGUUUCCAAGUGGAGCGCCUGUUUUCCAUCCGAUCCAAAGGCGGUUUCGAACCGUAAAACGGCUUCUGGGGGGACAGUCCACGUGGCCACUGCUUGUUGAGAUUGCCAUGCUGCUUCUGUUGACAGGUGAGGGGUGGCUUGUGCUCCAGUCAUGACCUCUGGGAAUGGGAACACUAACAGCACCCAACACAAUGGAGAGCAUAAACCCGCCCAGGCCAUAGUCAAGUCUCACAUCCUCACCCAUCUCAUAGAAGGCUUUGUUAUCCAGGAGGGUGCUGAGCCUUUCCCUGUGGAACGUCCAUCUUUCUCAAUAGAGAGUCUAAGAAGGCAUACGGCAGACUCAAGCAUGGACGGCCUGUCAACAAAGGAGGUAAAGGGCCAGCAGGAGCCCAUGCUGACCUGUGAGUUGUGCGGUAGGGUGGAUUUUGCCUACAUCUUCAAAAGGUCUAAGAGGUUCUGUUCUACAGUGUGUGCUAAACGCUACAAUGUGGGAUGCACAAAGCGAAUGGGUCUGUUCCCAAACCGCAAAACCACCCUGGAGAACAUGAAGAAACAAAAAGCUCUGAAUGGAAAUCACAAAAACACCAUCUUAGAAUCUAAAAAGAAGACUGCUCCCUCUGUUCAGAAGCCUGCCACUGCUCUAUCUACUGUUCACUCAGUUCACCCUGCACAAGGAGAAUCACAUCAGUGUUCAGAUUUGUCUGGCUACAAAAGACCCCUUUCCCCUGUGUCAGCUGCCCAGAGGGUGCCUGUGGUACAAGCCUCUGAGCUGCCCCUGCUGACCCAUGGCUUCCUUCCCAGUGAUCCAGGCCAGUGGAACAUAGAGGACGUUUUUGAGUUCAUCUCUUCUUUGCCAGGCUGUCUGGAGAUUGCUGAGGAGUUCCGCUCUCAGGAGAUAGACGGACAGGCCCUGCUGCUGCUGAAGGAGGACCACCUCAUGGGAACCAUGAACAUCAAACUGGGGCCUGCGCUCAAGAUCUUUGCUCAGAUCAGCAUGCUCAAAGACUCAUAGCCCAUCCCACCCAACACAUACACACGGUUCUCAACGGCAGCUCAGCUAUUACUGGACUAACAGGAUGUGCUCAGGAUUCCCCGUGUCAAUUAGCUCUAAGCUGAGUUCAAAUCCCAGGCCGGCAUUGGUUGAUGUUGAUGCUGACCUAACCACCCCACUGUUUACACUGAUAACUUCACUGUGGCACUACUUCAGCUGUGGUUGGAGAGGGAUGCUGUGUUAUCUAGGCAGUGUAGAAAAAUGUUUAUACAUUUAGUUUUUUAUAGUGUGUUACCUUACCUUAGGUUUAGCAUUUGAUUUGUUCUGGAGCAUGACUGUGAAGACUUCAGAUGGGUGCUUGCUGUUCGGCCCCAUAUUCCAGGAUCACUCUGUGCAUCCUGCAUAGAGUCGGUUAUUCCUGACCCAGGACCUUUGGAACGCCUGGAAGGCUUUACUACUGACUCCUUGAACUUUGGAUGCUUCUGUGUCUAGGCAGCUCAGUAUUUGAGCUGUGGGAAAAUAGGAACUUCAAAAAAUAAAUAAAAUCAGUAUUCCAUGAAAGUUGGUAAAAACUCUGUAAACGUUAAAGAUGCUGAAGCCAGGGAAAUCAUAAAGAAAGUAACUAUUCAUUUAUUCAGUUUGAAUAAAGGGCUGUGAUUAAAAAAAAAUUGUGUAAAAUUAAAUUCUUGGCUGGACAUACGGUAAUUAAAAUAAGCUUUGUCCAGACCAUCUGCUUUCCACAGCAUUCAGAUGGAAGGUGUGGAGCUAGCAGUGCCAUAGCCAGGCUUUCUUUGUUUAGAUGGUUGAAGUCCCUGUGAGAGAGAGCAGCUAUGAAAACAGAUUUAACUGCCUCAGCAGGCUGCCUGGAUUCUGUGUGCUCACCUAAAGGGCCAUUUAAACCGUACAAAACGGAACAAUCAAGGAUGGACUCCUAAGCCAAGACAAACGAGGAGUGCACUCAUCUUUACUAUGAUAACUAGUAGGUGUGUCUGCCACCACUCAGCUGAAACUGUUGUGAAACUGCUGUAAAGUAGGCCUUUUAGGGUGGUCUUCAGGGUUACAGAAUUGUCUCAUAUAAUGCUUUUCCAAAUGAGUUCUGACAGAAUAUACUGCCAGCUUGACAGCCAGCCUCUUAAGUACUUAAAUGAUGUCUUUAUGAAAGUGACAUGCUUCAUUGCUGUGUGCCAGCAGUACAGUCUUUAACUGGUCCCAGACUCCAGUCUUUGCUCUAAGCCAGACAACAUUGGGAUUGUCAGAAAAUGCCUUGAUCAAAUGAGCAGUUUGCUUAUUUGUUUUUUGAUUAUCACUUUAGCAAGAUUUACAAACACACUCAGUGACCGUCCUGCAGCAGAGCUGCUGUCUCCAGGUUGAGGCUGACCGCGUGAGCAUCCAUAAAACUGAUGGUGUCCACUGAUUCAGUCACAUUUCAGUUCACCUGCGUGCACUGAUGAAGCAGCCCUCUGCUCUGCGUCAGACAAAGCGAAUGAGUGCACACCUGCCUUUCCUGGUGUUCCAGGCUGAGUUCCUGCACACAGAGGCUGAGUGCACUGAGUGUCUGUGCUGUGGUUGUUCAGGGUGAUGGGAAAGCCAUUUUGGAUGCUGUCAUCUUACUUUUACCAAAGUCAGUUGGAAGUGGAGCCAAACAGCUGUCAUAACCUGCUUAUUUCAAACAAAUACCACAAAAUGCCAGAAUUUGUUUAACAAAAUAUAAAUAUUCUAUUUUUUAAAGGGGGAAAAAUUCAUCACAUUUUAAAAAGUCUCACACCACUACGUCCCAAAGUAGCCAUAGUUUCCCCUCAGCACAGAGUGUUGACCAGGACCGUCUCACAGUUAAUCAGCAUUAAACAGCUCAGUGGCAGCUGACGUACAGCAGUGAGUUUUCACACGGAGAACUGUUUAACUGAAUAAAGUCGUUAGAUGAGAGAAAAGGAUCACUUCUAAAUGUUUUCACUGCAUUUUUUUUUAUGACUGUUACUUUUGGGGGUGUUAUCACAACUCAAAGGUGUGUUAAGAGUUUGCAGCCACAGCUCACGGUCUUCAGCGUUUCUCUGUCCUCUGCUCUCCUGCCUGUGACCUUGAAAUCAGCCUCAGCACCCUAUGUUGAGCCCCCCAAAAGGACAGAGGAGUGGGGAAGCUUGCUCAAAGUGCUCUAAUUGAGGGUUCACAGGUGUACCCUUUACCUGUGAUGUAUGGAAGAGGCAUGUCACACCACUGGACUACUGGGAAGAGGACUCUGCAUAUAUUACUUUGUAUUCAUAGGUUCAUUUAUUUAAGUUAGCAACUGAUUGAUCAAAGUUUCUGCCCUUUACUGUUUGUAUUAAAAAAGGUUAU